AUGCAAACAUAUUUUGCUCAUGGUUUCAUACCGACUGGUACAAGAGGUUUACUAUUAAGAGCAACAGUAUUGAAAUCCACCACUAACAAUGACACUUACAAUUACGGUAGUUUGGAUAAUAUUGAACUUGCAUUAGAAUAUUUUGAUAGUCCAUUUAAUCGUAAUAUUGCGACCAAUGGUGGUUUUGAACAAGGAAGUAAUCUUGGUUUAACUAAUACAUCACCGGGACCAGACGAUCGUGGUCAACGUUAUCUUUAUGGUGGCCAAGGAUCUACUGAAGCAGUAAUGAAUCAGAUGAUUUGUAUACCUUCCUUGUCACCAUAUAUCAUUAAUCAAACAUUGUCAUAUAAUUUCUCUGGUUGGCUUGGCGGAUAUGGCACUGAAGCGGAUAGUUCAAUGCUGAUGAUAAUGUUUGUUGACGCAAAUGAUAAUGCUAAUUACUCUGCUUUCAAAUAUCUAUCAGGUCCCAACGCAGCUGCGCGAAAUAAUAUCUCGUCAUUGCUGUUGAGCAGUGUGACGGGACGCGUACCUCUAGGCACAGUUUAUGUGGUUUUGAAAGUAUUUUCGAUACAACAGGUUGGCCCAUACGUCGAUGGUUAUGCAGACCAAAUUAGUUUUGUGCUUUCACAAGAACAAUAA
Molecule: messenger RNA, 639 nt
Organism: Didymodactylos carnosus
Lineage: Eukaryota; Metazoa; Rotifera; Eurotatoria; Philodinida; Philodinidae
Source: the annotation of a GenBank genome assembly